Messenger RNA from Caenorhabditis remanei, 279 nucleotides. RefSeq lists its product as uncharacterized. The transcript has 2 exons. NCBI's taxonomy places the organism in Eukaryota, Metazoa, Nematoda, Chromadorea, Rhabditida, Rhabditidae. The record is from RefSeq and is a predicted model, not a curated record. Bases 1 to 279 code for a protein of 92 amino acids.
AUGCAACUUUUUAUUCGAUUUCUAUCAAUUCUCACUAUUCUGGUAGUGGUUACUGUAGCUGGAAAGAUUCCAAAGAAUUCCGAUUCCGAGAAAUUGACGACUACAACGGAAUUAUCGAAUCUACAAAUUCAAGUCAACUCUCCGAAUGGGGCGGGCUUUGUGCAUUCAGCGCUGCCAAUAGAAGCACGUGCUCUGGGAGCCCGUCUACAUGGAGGGAAGUCGAAACCGACGAUCAAUGAUGAUGUUCUGAUUCCGUUUGAUGAUCCGGAUUUCCAGUAA